Penicillium taxi is the source of this 669-nucleotide messenger RNA. RefSeq lists its product as uncharacterized. Bases 1 to 669 code for a protein of 222 amino acids. The record is from RefSeq and is a predicted model, not a curated record. The transcript has 2 exons. NCBI's taxonomy places the organism in Eukaryota, Fungi, Ascomycota, Eurotiomycetes, Eurotiales, Aspergillaceae.
AUGAUUGCAUCCGCGUCUGGAACCUCAGAGGCACAAUACCUCAUGCUGCGCUCUUACAGAGGAUUGGCUAUUAUCCCAAAGUAUUUUGCCAUGAGAGGGCUGGAGUUUGGAAUGACGCCUGCGAUUCUUCAAUCGGCAGACGAAAUUUUCGUUGGAUCUGUGGAAUGGCAUCGAUUCUUGGAAAUUGUGGAGUCUGGUGAUACAAUCGACGAUAUCUUCGAAGAUAAUCCCAGAUGGCCGGGUUCCUUUGAAGCUGCUCAAAGGCUGCAAGAGCAAGCAGAAACGGAAGCCUCUAGCCUAACUCGACGCGGGCUACCUAUCCGCAAGGUCGAGCUCCCGAUGGCUGAGGACGAGGCAACAGUUAAUACUUCGGAAAUUGUGUUUCUCCAGGCCAUAUCACACCUGGCUAAAGCAACUUUUACCAGCUCUAAUCUAGAGUGGGUUCAUAACAGGGUGCAUUUGAGCUGUCCUGUACAGAAUGGAUUUGAAUCGUUUACAGAUAGAGCACUUCGCUCCAGGAAGGGAGAUAGUAUUUUCGGUAUUGUGGAGGCAAAGAAAAGAUCUCGCGAGCAAGAUGAUCAGAAAAUAUCAAUUCAAGAGACCUGCCAACUUGCCUCCUGGCAUAUGAAGGAGGCAGCAGUACAACAAGCUUGCUUCAAUGGACAGUGA